UCCACCCACCCGAGACAGCUGGCCAUGCAAAACGAACUGGCCCAUUGAUACUUCGCUCGACGCUGAACAGAAUGACAUCUCCCUACAUUAUUUAAAAACAAAUGUUUGGCUAUAUUUGUUGAGUUUGAACUCCUUGUGAAAGUAGGCUACUGUUUUGUCAACUUCAGCACAACGGGAACAGGAAAAAGUGCGCCUAUGCAGGCUACUUGUAAUGUAGUCUAUGCGUGACUUGUCGAGUUUACCCUUUGCAAAGCGAAUUAUUUAAUGGUUGUUUAGCGAACCGAAACGUCACAUUUUCAUCUCGGGGAAUGCCUUUACUUAAAACUACUUUAUUUGCUAACGUGGCAUCAAAUAGAGAGUGGUGUCGGUUGUAGUUUCUGAUUGGUGAGUGGUGGUGUAGCUGGUUUGGCUUGUGUCCCAAAACUAGAGAACUGUCAAAAGAUCUGGGAGCUGUCGCAUAGUUCAAGCUGGUCCGAACUCUCACUAAAAUGUAAGAGCGAGGCAUACGUGUCUGUAUUGUAUUCACUUGCCCGUCUUAAUUAGUAAACUUCAACAUGAGCGGCGAAAAUGAAAAACCCUCCUUGGUUUAUGGCGAAAUCAAAGACAAUCAAAAUGUGUUAGAUCUGGAAAAAAAUACAAUUAUGAAGUCUGCCGUUGACAGCGAGGACGUGUGCAUGGAGCACAAGAUACGACUCAACCAGAACGGGGACGAUACAAACCAAACCAUCAAACUAUACAAGCGGCGAUGGUUCAUCGUGUUGCUAUUCAGCUCGUAUUCUCUCUGCAACUCGUUCCAAUGGAUCCAGUACGGAAUUAUCAACAACAUUUUCAUGAAGUUCUACGGUGUAGAGUCUUUCACUAUAGAUUGGAUGUCUAUGAUAUACAUGUUGACUUACAUCCCCUUCAUAUUCCCGGUCACCUGGCUACUGGAUAAGAAGGGGCUCCGUGUCAUUGCGCUGGUGGCUACAGCCAUGAAUUGCGCGGGGACUUGGAUCAAAGUGACCAGUGUGAGACCCAACCUGUUCGCAGUCACCAUGCUCGGACAGUUCUGUUGCUCCCUUGCGCAGGUGUUUAUCCUUGGGAUGCCGUCGAAGAUCGCCUCGGUGUGGUUUGGAUCGGAGGAGGUGUCCACCGCUUGCUCCAUCGGGGUCUUCGGAAACCAGCUGGGUAUAGCCAUUGGGUUCCUGGUCCCUCCCAUCCUGGUGCCUAACGUUGACGACAUGGAUCAGCUGGCCUAUCACAUCAGUAUCAUGUUCUACAUCACAGCAGGAGUUGCUACACUGCUCUUCCUACUGGUUGUCAUGGUGUUCCAGGAGCGUCCGGAGCUCCCUCCCACCCAGGCCCAGGCCACAGCUCGCUGUAUCUCUCCAGAACAGUACUCCUACACCGCCUCCAUCCUCAGGCUGCUCCGAAACAAACCCUUCCUCCUCCUCAUCCUCACAUAUGGACUGAAUGUGGGCUGCUUCUAUGCUGUGGGCACGCUACUGAACCGCAUGAUCAUCGAGCAUUACCCUGGUGAAGAGUUGAAUGCAGGGAGGAUAGGUCUCACCAUCAUUAUCGCUGGCAUGGUGGGUUCACUGAUCUGUGGCAUCUGGUUGGACAGAACCAAAACAUACAAACAGACUACCCUGACGGUCUACCUCAUGUCCUUCGUAGGGAUGUUGGUCUACGCCUUCACCCUCAGUCUGGGUCAUCUCUGGGUAGUCUUCCUCACCGCUGGAGCUCUGGGGUUCUUCAUGACAGGCUACCUGCCCCUGGGCUUUGAGUUUGGAGUGGAGCUGACCUACCCCGAGUGUGAAGGAACCUCUUCUGGCCUGCUCAACUGCUCUGCACAGGUGUUUGGUAUCAUGUUCACUAUCUGCCAGGGGAAGAUCAUAGAUAACUACGGGACGCUGGCAGGAAACAUCUUCCUCUGCGUCUUCCUCUUCAUCGGAUCGGUCCUCACAGGCUUCAUCAAGUCAGACCUGCAGAGACAGAAGGCCAACCAGUUAGCCAAGGCAGCUGCGGAUGGAGAGCUCUCUGGUCAGCAGCAGGACUACGGGGCCACGGCUCUAAUCAACAAGCCAGACUGCCCUGCUUCUCUUCAGGCUUGAUCACUAACCCAUAUACCCUAUAACCCCUACCCUCUUAGCUGGAACAUCAGAUGGGCCAAGGUAGGGGCACAGCCAACCAAUAAUCACCACACGCUUCCCUGUCAUUCUUCUCUUAGGAGUGAAUCCUAACUUACCGCUUUUCCCAUUCGACAUCAGUGCAUGAUGCAAGUUUUAAGUUAGGAUUCACUCUCCUGAACACCUUUCGCUUUUGACCAGGAACUUCCUGGAAACUUUGUAGUGCAAAUUAAAAAAAAUCUUUAAUUUUUUUCUCCCAUUGGCUAAAAAUGGACUUUAGAUGAUCUAAGUGCUAGGAAGUUUUUGGGGAAAUUAAAAACGUAACCCUCAACCCCUCAUCUCAACCCUGCUGUUCCAUGUUCACUUCCCUCUAAACUCUCCACGCUCCAGAUUACAUGAUUAGACACGGGCUAUUUUCACCUGUAGUAUGUUGAAUAAGAUGUAUGGGAUAAUCUUUUAACCUUGUGUUGUGCCUAGUACCUGUAUGUAUGUAGAGUGUUGUGUUUUUGUUCUUUUAGUUAUCUGUUGUGUUGCUAUGGAUACUCACAGUUGGUCUGCUUGUAUUUCAGACUAAUACUGUUUUGCAUCGGGAUUUUUAAAAAUUCUAGUAACUUCUUCAAAUUUCCAGAAAUCCUGGUUGUAAGAUGCUUAGGAAUCAGAAGGGAAUAAGCAGAUAAUCCUCCAGCUGAGAUCUCUGGAAAACCUGGGGAUUCUGGGAAAGUUUUUAGAACAGUCUUUAGUUGGACUGUGAUUGGUGGAUUGUUUUUGAUUGACAGGUCCCGUCAGAACCAGAGGAUGGGAACAUCCCUGCCCCCGCAGUCCUCGACGAAACCAGGCUUUAGAGACGGACAAUCUGCUGGACACACACACACACACACACACACACACACACACACACACAGUAAAUCACCAGUUUAUGACCACUUCCCUUUAACACUGGCAGCCCAUCUUUUUUUUCACUAAUUGGUCUUUUGACCAAUCAGAUCAGCUCUGAAAAAGAUCUGACAUGAUUGGUCAAAAGACCAAUUAGUGAAAUAAAAAAUCAAUUGGGCUGCCUGUGGAAACACAGCCUACGUCUUCCACACAGCCUACGUCUUCCACACAGCCUACGUCUUCCACACAGCCUACGUCUUCCACACAGCCUAAUUGUACAAAUACCAUUUCUUUAUUAUUUAUAGAGAAAUGUGUGUAUGUUAUGUAUGUACGCACACACACAGUGGCUUGGCUGAAUGUAGUCAGACCCCUUUGUCCACAUUUUGUUGCGUUACAGCCUGCAUUUAAAAUGGAUUACAUUUAGAUUUUUGGUCAUGUCAAAGUUGAAAUGCAGUGCCAGUCAAAAGUUUGGACAUUCAAAAGGUUUUUCUUUUAUUUUUACUAUUUUCUACAUUGUAGAAUAAUAGUGAAGACAUCAAAAUGAAGAAAUAACAUAUAUGGAAUCAUGUAGUAACCAAAGAAGUGUUAAACAAAUCUAAAUAUAUUUGAGAUUCUUCAAAGCAGCCACGCUUUGCCUUGAUGACUGCUUUGCACACUCUUGGCGUUCUCUCAACCAGCUUCACCUGGAAUACUGUUCCAACAGUCUUGAAGGAGUUCCCACAUAUGCUGAGCACUUGUUUACAGCAAUUCCUUCACUCUGAGGACCAACUCAUCCAAACCACCUCAAUUGGGUUGAGGUUGGGUGAUUUGUGGAGGCCAGGUCAUCUGAUGCAGCACUCCAUCACUCUGAAAUAGCUCUUACACAGGCUGGAGGUGUGUUUUGGAUCAUUGUCCUGUUGAAAAACAAAUGAUAGUCCCACAAAGUGCAGACCAGAUGGAAUGAUGUAUCGCUGCAGAAUGCUGUGGUAGCCAUGCUGGUUAAGUGUGCCUUUUUAAUUUUCAAUCUAUCACUGACAGUGUCACCAGCAAAGUACCCCCUCACCAUCACACCACCUCCUCCAUGCUUCACGUGGGAAAUACACAUGCGGAGAUCAUCCGUUCACCUACUCUGCGUCUCACAAAGACACGGUGGUUGGAAUUAAAAAUCAGACCAAAGGACAGCUUUCCACCGGUCUAAUGUCCGUUGCUCGUGUUUCUUGGUCCAAGCAAGUCUCUUCUUAUUGGUGUCCUUUAGUUGUGGUUUCUUUGCAUGAAUCAGGCCUUCAUGGUCGAAUUGCUGCAGUCUCCUCUGAACAGUUGAUGGUGAGAUGUCAAACUCUAAAGCAUUUAUUUGGGCUGCAAUUUCUGAGGCUGGUAACUCUAAUGAACACUUAUCCUUUGCAGCAGAGGUAACUCUGGGUGUCCCUUUCCUGUGGCGGUCCUCAUGAGAACCAGUUUAUCAUAGCGCUUGAUGGUUUUUCCAACUGCUCUUGAAACUGUCAACAUUUAUAAAAUAAUUCCGUAUUGACUUACCUUCAAAGGAAUGGACUGUCGAUUUUCUUUGCUUUUUUGAGAUGUUCUUGCCAUAAUAUGGACUUGGUCUUUUACCAAAUAGGGCUAUCUUCAGUAUACCUCCCUCCCUUGUCACAGCACAACUGAUUGGUUCAAAUGCAAUAAGAAGGAAAGAAAUUCCACAUAUUAACUUAAAAAUUCACACCUGUUAAUUGAAAUGCAUUCCAGAUGACUACCUCAAUAAAACUGGUUGAGAGAAUGUCAAGAGUGUGCAAAGCUGUCAUCAAGGCAAAGGGUGGCUACUUUGAAGAAUCUCAAAUUUAAAAUAUAUUUUGAUUUAACACUUUUGUUUUGGUUACUACAUGCUUCCAUGUGUGUUAUUUCUUAGUUUUGAUGUUUUCUAUUAUUCUACAAUGGAGACCAUAGCAAAAAAUAAAGAAAACCCCUGAAAUGAGUAAGUGUUUCCAAACUUCUGACUGGUUUCUUUUUAGCGACAUAAAGUAUAUAUUUUUCUCUUUUCAAGGUUUCAGUUGCAUUGAAGUAUUACUAAAACUAUCCUAAAGACAUGGAACACUUUUCAAAAUGUCCAUUGAGCUUUUUGUUUUUGCUGUUCUUAGUCUUAAAAAAAAAUGCUCAUAUCUCCUUGGAGAAAUGUUUUUACAAAUGCUGAUUGCAUGUAAAAAUAUAAAUUUAUAUAUAUAUAUGACAUAAUAAAAGUAUUUUUCUAAGGUG
Molecule: messenger RNA, 5204 nt
Organism: Oncorhynchus masou masou (cherry salmon)
Lineage: Eukaryota; Metazoa; Chordata; Actinopteri; Salmoniformes; Salmonidae
Product: heme transporter FLVCR2-like
Exons: 10
Coding region: 555-2093 (512 amino acids)
Biological process (GO): heme export; transmembrane transport
Cellular component (GO): membrane
Molecular function (GO): heme transmembrane transporter activity; heme binding
Source: RefSeq, a predicted model, not a curated record